Messenger RNA from Erinaceus europaeus (western European hedgehog), 1446 nucleotides. It is a transcript of the gene CCL28, whose product is annotated as C-C motif chemokine ligand 28. Gene Ontology annotation, cellular component: extracellular region. The transcript is spliced from 4 exons. Gene Ontology annotation, biological process: cell chemotaxis; immune response; positive regulation of cell-matrix adhesion. NCBI's taxonomy places the organism in Eukaryota, Metazoa, Chordata, Mammalia, Eulipotyphla, Erinaceidae. The coding region runs from base 29 to 412 and encodes 127 amino acids. The record is from RefSeq and is a predicted model, not a curated record. Gene Ontology annotation, molecular function: chemokine activity.
GUCUGUCUGAGCUCCUGGGACGGGCAGGAUGCAGCAGGUGGGACUCGUGCUGGUGGCCUUGGCUGCCUGUGUGGCUCUCCACACCUCAGAAGCCAUACUUCCCAUUGCCUCCAGCUGUUGUACUCAAGUUUCACAUCACAUUUCUAGAAGGCUUCUGGAAAGAGUGACUGCAUGUCGCAUUCAGAAAGCUGAUGGGGACUGUGACUUGGCUGCCGUCAUCCUUCGUGUCAAACGCAGAAGGAUCUGUGUCAGCCCCCACAGUCACAUUAUUAAGCGGUGGAUGAGAGAACACGCCGUCAAGAAAAAUGCUAGUGGCAACAUCUGCCACAAGAAGAAACACCACAGCAAGAGGAGCCAUAUGGAGGCACGUCACAGGAGACGGCAAGUGCAAGACUAUGGAACUCCUUACUAGGGCUUACAGACGGCUCUACAAAGACAAUUCCUAAGUGAGCUUGGCCAUGGUUACAAAUGUAUCGUGAGAAUGUUUCUUAUUGGGAACCAACAGGGCACACACACAAAAAUCUAUUUUUUAAAAGAAACAAGUAUACAGUAUGCAAACAUAAUAAUAAAUUCAAUUGAAAAAAUUUUAAAAUAACACUUAUUUUCACAGAGUAUUUAAAAGCAGCUUGCCAGUACUAUUUCUCCAACUUUUUAAUGUAAAGUUGACCAAAUCUGGGGUACAGAUAGGUAGCAUAAUGGUUCUGCAAAGACACUCUCAUGCUGGGGCUGGGUGGUGGCAUACCUGGCUGAGUGCACAUGUUACAGUGCACAAGGACCUGGGUUUGAGCUCCCAGUCCCCACCUGCAGGGGGAAAUCUUUGCAAAUGGUGAAGUAGUGUUGCAGUUGUCUUUCUUUCUCUCUUCCUAUCUCCCCCUUCCCUCUAGAUUUCUGGUGGUCUCUAGCCAAUAGAUAAAUAAAGAUAAUAAAAAAAAUUAAUAAGUGAGCGUUCACUGUGUGAAGCCUCCACACUACCAUUUCCCCUCACAGCCUUUUCAUCUGGUCAUUAUCUCCUCUCUUCCCUUUAUUGUCUUUUCUUUUUAAUCCUGAAUUUUUUUUCCUUAUUAAGACAUAUUUAAUGUUCCUCCCAACACACCCAUCCAAAAAAACACAAAACACAUAUGUCCUUAGCAGCACAAUUUGUAAUAGCCAAAACCUGGAAGCAACCCAGGUGUCCAACAACAGAUGAGUGGCUGAACAAGUUGUGGUCUAUAUACACAAUGGAAUACUACUCAGCUAUAAAAAAUGGUGGCAUCACCACUUUCAGCCGAUCUUGAAUGGAGCUUGAAAAAAUCAUUUUAAGUGAAAUAAGUCAGAAACAGAAGGAUGAAUAUGGGAUGAUCUCACUCUCAGGCAGAAGUUGAAAAACAAGAUCAGAAGAGAAAACACAAGUAGAACCUGAACUGGAAAUACAGGUCCAAGAAGGAUGACAGGGGACCUAGUGGGGGU